Necator americanus (New World hookworm) is the source of this 453-nucleotide messenger RNA. RefSeq lists its product as uncharacterized. Bases 1 to 453 code for a protein of 150 amino acids. NCBI's taxonomy places the organism in Eukaryota, Metazoa, Nematoda, Chromadorea, Rhabditida, Ancylostomatidae. The transcript is spliced from 2 exons. The record is from RefSeq and is a predicted model, not a curated record.
AUGACGACUAAGACCAUCCAUGGGAACCGGCCAUUCCAGAAGCCCUCUUCUCUACGCUGGACGUGGGAGUCACCCAAUGGAGGGUACCGUGAUGAAACUGACCACAUUAUCGUCAGUAAAAGAACAAACUACGAAGCUCACAAAGCACAAAGAACUCCCAGAACCAUCAUCGAUUGGGUGCACUUCGCUUCUUUUGUCGGCUUGUGUGAAGAUACCGUGAUGGACAACAUCGACGACGAAUAUGAACGGCUUGUAGAACAUUUUCACGACUGCACGAGGAAAAUGAAGAGUUUCAAAACCACCAAGAGAUGCCUGUCUCCGGAAACUCUAGAGCUGAUACGUCUGCGUGGAGCUGCACGAGCUGCAGGCAACACAGCUCACGUCCAAGCUUUGUCUUCGCAGAGAGGCGAUAAAAGAAAACCUCAAAGAAAGACGAGCAGAAUUGUUGGCUGA